Siniperca chuatsi (mandarin fish) is the source of this 3469-nucleotide messenger RNA. It is a transcript of the gene slc19a1, whose product is annotated as solute carrier family 19 member 1. NCBI's taxonomy places the organism in Eukaryota, Metazoa, Chordata, Actinopteri, Centrarchiformes, Sinipercidae. The coding region runs from base 431 to 2047 and encodes 538 amino acids. The transcript has 6 exons. Gene Ontology annotation, molecular function: folate:monoatomic anion antiporter activity; folic acid binding. Gene Ontology annotation, biological process: folate transmembrane transport. Gene Ontology annotation, cellular component: plasma membrane; basolateral plasma membrane; apical plasma membrane. The record is from RefSeq and is a predicted model, not a curated record.
GAUUGCAGAACUACAUUUCCCAGAAGUCAAUGCGAUGAGAGCGCAGCGGGCUUGCUAAUUAAGCGCUGCAUCUUCAGAUGGAGCGCACGAGGUUAACAAUGACAUCAGACCUAGCUGCUGGAUAGCUUGCUCUCGGAAAAUGUCAUAGCGUGGACUGGAGCAAAGGUCAACAUUUUCUCUUACAUGCGAGUGGCAGCAUGUAGCAUUUUAACUAUCAUCACCUUCUUACAUGGUUCAUUCUCACCAUUUCAGUAUUCUGUGGCAUGGAGACACAGAACAGUUGAGAGGAAACGACGGUUUGAUUGAAGUUUUCAACCCACACAUUUUUUGCUCAAAUCGGCAGCUUUCCACGUCAAAACGAAUCCGCACAUGGUGAUUUGACACAGCAGAAAAGUUACACUCUGCAUCACAGAGUGGUCCAGUUGACACAAUGGUGGCAGAUGACACAGCAGAAAGUGGGGACAGAUCCGAGGGGGAGAAAGAGAUGGACCUGAAGGUGGCUGCAACAGAAGACUGCUUAGGACAUGAAGACGGAGACCUAGAGAUGGCUGUCUCUUCUUCUGAGGCCCUGUCUCCCUCUGAAGCUCCCCCAGAGGAAGCCGGGGAGCCCAGAAAGUGGAAGUGGGCUGUGAUAUUCUUGUGUUUCUUUGGGUUUAUGGCAUCAAUAAAGCCCGGGGAGCCCUUCAUUACACCAUAUCUACUCAGCCCUGAGAAGAACUUCACCAGGGAACAGGUCACCAAUGAGAUCACUCCUGUGCUGACGUACUCCUACAUGGUCGUGCUGGUGCCAGCCUUCCUGCUGACAGAUCUUCUGCGCUACAAGCCGGUCCUGAUCAUUCAGGGCGUCAGCCAGGUGGUCAUCUGGGUCAUUCUGCUCCUGGGCACCACCCUCCUUGAGAUGCAGUUAAUGGAGUUCUUCUAUGGCAUCACCAUGGCCUGCCGCGUGGCCUACUCCUCCUACAUCUUCUCCCUGGUCAGUCCAGUCCUCUACCAGCGUGUGGCCGGAUACUCACGCUCCUCAGUGCUCUUGGGGGUCUUCACAAGCUCGGUGCUGGGCCAGCUGUGCAUGUCCCUGGGCAACAUCAGCUUCUACACCCUCAACGCUAUAUCUUUGGGUUUUGUCAGCUUUGGUCUUCUGCUCUCACUGUGCCUGCCCUGGCCUAAACGCUCCCUGUUUUUCAACCGGACGCUGAAUCAGGAGCAAAGGGAAGUGGCAGCAGUAGCCACUAAAUCAGAACUGGACAAAAUGAACCCAAAAGAGAGCGGGUUGUCUUUGGCAGCUCCUCCAUGCUCACGCUGGAGGGAUAUUGUCUUGGUGCAGAUGCUGCUUGAGGUGAGAAACGUGGUGAAGAGGCCCAGCCUGAGGCUCUGGUCCCUGUGGUGGGUGUUCAACUCCACAGGGUACUACCUGGUGCUGUUCUACGUUCACAUCCUGUGGAACAAAGUCUACCCGGCCUCUGAGAACAAGCAUGUCUACAACGGGGGAGUGGAGGCAGCUUCUACCCUGCUGAGUGCGAUAAUGUCAUUUGCGGCAGGCUUUGUGAAAAUUCGUUGGAACGUCUGGUCUGAGCUGGUCAUCGGUGUCAUCACAGCAGUGCAGGCAGGUCUGCUGCUCCUCAUGGUCACCACACACAGCAUUUGGGUCUGCUACAUGGCCUACGUCCUCUUCCGAGGCUUCUACCAGUUUCUGGUGCCUAUUGCCACUUUCCAGAUAGCCUCAUCACUCACCAAGGAGCUCUGCGCCUUAGUGUUUGGCAUCAACACCUUUUUGGGGACCAUACUGAAGACUAUCAUCAACCUGAUAUUUUCUGACAAGAGAGGCCUGGCGUUGGAUGUGCACUCUCAGUUCCUGGUAUAUUUCAUUUACUUCAUCAUUCUUACUGUCGUCUACUUCAUCUGUGCUGCUGUCGUCAUCACCCGUCACUAUAGAAACCAGCCCAGGGGAGGAGGUGGGACCGAUGAACAGGCACCACCCACAGAGCUCAGUCCUGUGGCUGCAAAUUCAGAGGCAGAACCUUUGUCUAAUGACAAAAGUGCCAAAGCGUAAUGCCUUAAACAGUUUUCCGGCAACCUCUAAUCUACAGUAGAUCCCAGUUUUAAUAUAAGCUCUUCAGACCCUCUGAUGUUGAUGGAGGGGUUUGUUCAGUGUUAGCUGCUGAGCCUUAAUCAUAGAAGUGCCUCAACUGCUACCUGAAGUUCCUGCAUUACACCAGUCAGACAGGCUGCAGACGUCUUGUGUAUGACGUCUCGGGAGAGUUUUGUAUUUGUUUGUUGAUGAUCAGAUGUGAUUUGCUGUAAAGUAAAUUCUACUUUUUUUAAAUUCAUACAAAGCACUAAGUGGUACUAUGCUUUCAUAUUGUGGCAAGUCAUCUUCAUCUUCAGAGAGGGACCGUUAAUGUAAUGGCCACAAUUGAACUUUUGUAUACAGGAAACAAAGAAGGAAAAUUUGUAGUUGUAACUUGCUGGACUGUCCUGUUUCAGUGACAGUGAUUUGCCAGGCAAACAAAGGCUCAUGAUUAUUGUGUGAUCACGAAAUUACAAAAAUUACUUUAAAGUAGUCUGCAAUUUCACUUUUUUUUUUUUUUUUUUUUCAUUGACACUCCUAUUGUACCUAAUGUUACAGUUCCAUGAUAUCUUAAUUGGCCAUAUCAGGAUAAUUGCUUUUUAGGUAUAGUUUUUUUUUCUGUGUUAAUAAUCGCAUCACAUUUAUUGUUGCUGUAAUGCUGUUAAAGCUGCUCUGUGUAAUGUAGAAGCAUCAGCAUCAGAAUAUAAGUCAUCCUUAUUUGAUACAUUGAAACAGGUUAUUGUGUUGCUUGGGAGAAAUCAUGUGAAAGUAAUGUUUAUAGACAUUUUUACACAGAUAUACGCUUAUUUGACAAUUAGUCUAAAUACACAUAACUGAAUUUGAUUAUUAAAUAUGUGAUAUUUCUUUUUAGUGUUAAUUUUCAGUAGUAUGUUGGGUGACAAUGCCAUCAGGAUGGAAAACAAAGCACCAGUCAAUAGUCUUGCUGCUAAUUUGCUGCCAUUUUGGCAAACCACCAACUACCAAGAAGGGCUCCAACUCCUAAAACCUGGUUGUCUUUAUUUUUGGUCCAAGUACGGCUGUUUUUACAUUCAUCAAAAACUGCAGGAAUUUCUAACUUUUCUUGGUCCUGUAGAGAACAUAGGAAUGCAGUGUUACUUGAUGCAACAGGAACUACAGUGCAGACAUUUAGGUUUUUAAAAUGUCCAUUUGUUUACACUUAAAAAACAUGUGACCCCUUCCUUACAAUAGACAUGACAGUAGUAACUGAGUUUUAAGUUGGUUUGUACAUUCAGAAUGUAUAGAUAUAUUUUUUAUUUUGACUAAAAUAAUUGCUGAGAAAUAACGUAACUGUGAACCUGUCUGAAUGCUGUAAAAAGGAAUACGCUGUCUUUAAUCAGAUGUUUAUUUUCUAUUCACAAAUAAAUUACGUUUGGUGGAUAAAAA